Messenger RNA from Sphaeramia orbicularis (orbiculate cardinalfish), 2792 nucleotides. Its product is annotated as deleted in malignant brain tumors 1 protein-like. Gene Ontology annotation, cellular component: plasma membrane. Gene Ontology annotation, molecular function: serine-type endopeptidase activity. The record is from RefSeq and is a predicted model, not a curated record. The coding region runs from base 1002 to 2792 and encodes 596 amino acids. Gene Ontology annotation, biological process: zymogen activation. Lineage: Eukaryota; Metazoa; Chordata; Actinopteri; Kurtiformes; Apogonidae. The transcript is spliced from 13 exons.
CUCAGUUCUGGUUCUAGUUAUUGUUUCCAUUAUAAUUAUCUCCAUGGUUCUUAUUGUUGGUAUUGUUGAUAUUUUCUUGUGAGGGUCUUCGCCAACUUUUUCUUCCUGGUUCUCCCCCCUUCACCCCUCCACCUUUAACUCUUACAGACCCAAACAUCUUCAACACCUUCUUCUUUCUUGCCCCCCCCCAUGUCAGGUCUAGCAUCGAUAUGUGGUUCAACAAAACUCAUAAUAAAGACAGUAGAAUAUCAAGGGGAGCUUCAUACACUUUAUGAAGUUUCCUUUGGUAAAGUAAAUGUGUUCAUCCCCAACAGGAGCCAGACGACCAUUCUGCUGUUAGGAUGAUGGACAAGUGGAACCCAGGGCUCCUGAAUAUUUUGAAAUUAUUUAUUAUUAUAGAAUUUCCAAGAUGAAUGAAAAAUGCAACUGGAAGUAUUCUGAUUGUGUUUAUCUAUUUUAUUUUUUGUGCGUGCCUGCACUACCUGUGUAGCUGGAAAGUCACGGUAUCGUGAGAUUCGAGCACCAAUCAGAGCAGAGCUGAGGCAUCAAACGGAAGUAGAGCCGACAGGUAGAGGAAGUGAGAGAGAGAAGACGGUAGAGUGAGCUGUGGAGUGGACGGCAAACAUGGAGUCACAGAGCUGUUAUAGAGGUCUACUGAGGACGAGAGAAAGGGAAAAGAAAGGAGAAGUGAACCAAACUCCUGAAUUGGCCAGGUUUUUUCCUGUGAUUGGAAACCCCGAUGGAGAGCUAGGAACAAAAAGAAGAACUAGGAUCUGCUGAAGUGAACUGAUCUGAUCUACCAGCAUAUGAAUGGUUGCAUGCAGAAAACAGCGGUUGUAUCGACAGUGGAAUAUUACAGCUCAAAUAUGUGAAGGCAUGUGACGCAGAACACUAACCACAGCAGAGGAGGUGAGGAGAUAAGAAUGAGGUUGAACUGACUGAUGUUCUGAGAAGAGAGACCGUGAAGAAGACUGAGACCAGAGACCAGCACGGGACUGGAAAUGGACCUCAGACUGAUGGUCAUCUGGAUGUCCUUCUGGGUCAGAGUGUGUCUCCUCUUCACCUCAUCUUUACCUGCUGCAGGAGUUCAGAUCAGACUGGUUGGUUCUGGUUCUACUCGGUGCUCUGGUAGGGUUGAGGUCUUCCAUGGUGGUACCUGGGGAACAGUCUGUGAUGAUGGAUGGGACUUAAAUGAUGCUCAGGUGGUUUGUAGACAGAUGAACUGUGGGACGGCAGUAACUGCCCCAGGCUCCGCCCACUUUGGUCCAGGUUCUGAUCCAACCUGGCUCCAUGAUGUGGCCUGUUCAGGAAAUGAGAGUUCUCUGACUGAGUGUCCACACCCAGGAUUUGGAACAGAGGACUGUGAACACGAUGAGGACGCUGGUGUCAUUUGUUCAGGUUCUCACAUCAGACUGGUUGCUCCUGGUUCUACUCGGUGCUCUGGUAGGGUUGAGGUCUUCCAUGGUGGUACCUGGGGAACAGUCUGUGAUGAUGGAUGGGACUUAAAUGAUGCUCAGGUGGUUUGUAGACAGAUGAACUGUGGGUCGGCAGUGCGUGCCCUAGGCUCCGCCCGCUUUGGUCGAGGUUCUGGUCCAACCUGGCUCGAUGAUGUGGACUGUUCAGGAAGUGAGAGUUCUCUGACUGAGUGUCCACACCCAGGAUUUGGAACAGAGGACUGUGAACACGAUGAGGACGCUGGUGUCAUUUGUUCAGGAUCUCACAUCAGACUGGUUGGUCCUGGUUCUACUCGGUGCUCUGGUACAGUUGAGGUCUUCCAUGGUGGUACCUGGGGAACAGUCUGUGAUGAUGGAUGGGACUUAAAUGAUGCUCAGGUGGUUUGUAGACAGCUGAACUGUGGGACGGCGCUGAGUGCCCUAGGCUCCGCCCACUUUGGUCCAGGUUCUGAUCCAAUCUGGCUCCAUGAUGUGGCCUGUUCAGGAAGUGAGAGUUAUCUGACUGAGUGUCAACACCCAGGAUUUGGAACAGAGGACUGUGAACACAAUGAGGACGCUGGUGUCAUUUGUUCAGGUUCUCAGAUCAGACUGGCUGGUCCUGGUUCUACUCGGUGCUCUGGUAGGGUUGAGGUCUUCCAUGGUGGUACCUGGGGAACAGUCUGUGAUGAUGGAUGGGACUUAAAUGAUGCUCAGGUGGUUUGUAGACAGCUGAACUGUGGGACGGCAGUGCGUGCCCCAGGCUCCGCCCACUUUGGUCCAGGUUCUGACCCAACCUGGCUCGAUGAUGUGGCCUGUUCAGGAAAUGAGAGUUCUCUGACUGAGUGUCCACACCCAGGAUUUGGAACAGAGGACUGUGAACACGAUGAGGACGCUGGUGUCAUUUGUUCAGAUCACAUCAGACUGGUUGGUCCUGGUUCUACUCGGUGCUCUGGUAGGGUUGAGGUCUUCCAUGGUGGUACCUGGGGAACAGUCUGUGAUGAUGGAUGGGACUUAAAUGAUGCUCAGGUGGUUUGUAGACAGCUGAACUGUGGGACGGCAGUGCGUGCCCUAGGCUCCGCCCACUUUGGUCGAGGUUCUGGUCCAAUCUGGCUCGAUGAUGUGGCCUGUUCAGGAAGUGAGAGUUCUCUGACUGAGUGUCCACACCCAGGAUUUGGAACAGAGGACUGUGGACACCGAGAGGACGCUGGUGUCAUUUGUUCAGGGCUCCUGUCUGAAAACAACAGCACUGCAACAGGGUCUGUCCACUUCAGGUUGGUCACACGAGUGGCUGAGUUCUGCAGAAGCUGGAGGUGUGAAGUUCUAUCUGUAGGAAGAUCAGGAAGCAGAGCAUUACUGUAG